Molecule: messenger RNA, 2058 nt
Organism: Ctenopharyngodon idella (grass carp)
Lineage: Eukaryota; Metazoa; Chordata; Actinopteri; Cypriniformes; Xenocyprididae
Product: gap junction delta-2 protein
Exons: 2
Coding region: 749-1813 (354 amino acids)
Biological process (GO): cell communication
Cellular component (GO): connexin complex
Source: RefSeq, a predicted model, not a curated record
UGAAAACAUUAGGCUGUGCAAAAUGUUUACAGUAAAGUUCAUCCGUCUGUUUAGUUUGCUUAAUUUCAUAUCAAAUAUUUCCAUUCUCUAGCACAAGACGCAACUUUAAAGAUAGCUGUUUUCUUACCACUGUUAAAUAUGCUGUAUUGCAUAUUAUGUUCUUAAAGCAUAUUUAUAUUCUCAAUUAAAGUUCACAGUUUAAACUUUUCCAUGAUUUAAAGUUAAUGUUAUUUUAAAAGACUGUUGGUUUUGCUGUUUUGACCCAAAGGGUGAAAUGUUAUGUUGUGUGUUUAUAAUACAUUUCAAUGCGAAAAAGUUGACUUACUUUACAUUUGGAUCAUUUUCAUAUUAUGGCAUAUGAGUAACAAUUUAUCAUGCAGAAAAUAAUUUCAUUAGCUUUCACACAUUCAGCGCAGGUAUAGGACAAAAUCUCUCAUGAAUUAGCAUUGUUUCCCCAUUCCAGCAGCUUCUUUUGAACAAUUUGACUGUUCAGGGACAUUCAGAGAUGUUGCAUGCCAUUGUAUUUUUAAAUCUUUGUGACAUUGUACAUUGGGACUCUUUGUCUGAAUACAGUACAAUGAGGGUUUUGGAUGGAUGCCUGUGGUCAGCCCAUUUCCCGCAGCUCUCACAUUGAGGUCCCUUCCCAGUUGACAAACAGCCCUUUUUCAAAUGUAGCAAUGAAAUUGUAUGUUUUGCGCAUUUUGUCAAAUUUGUAUCAAAAAAAGACAAAUUAACCAAAGAUUAAAAAAUGGGGGACUGGUCAAUUCUGGGCCGCUUUCUAACAGAGGUUCAGAAUCAUUCGACGGUCAUCGGUAAGAUCUGGCUGACGGUGCUCCUGAUCUUUCGCAUACUGCUGGUGACCCUGGUGGGAGACGCUGUGUACAGUGACGAGCAGUCCAAGUUCACCUGCAAUACACUGCAGCCGGGCUGCAACAAUGUCUGCUAUGACACUUUCGCCCCCGUCUCACACUUGCGCUUUUGGGUCUUCCAGAUUGUGCUGGUCUCAACGCCCUCCAUCUUCUACAUCAUCUAUGUGCUGCACAAAGUCACCAAAGAUGAGAAGAUGGAGACGGAGAGGGUGCAGGCAGAGGUCACGCACCCUGGGCGUCUGGAAGGGGAGGGUGUCAAACUGCCAUAUGGACCCCAGGGGGAAGAAUGGGGUGGUCAGGAUGAGGAAAGCGUGGAGCAAAGUCUACUGCAGGAUGAUUUCGGUGAGGUUAGCAAGGAUCCAACCACACUCUCCAGUCAGGUUCUCCUUAUCUAUAUUGUUCACGUCCUGAUCCGCUCCGUCCUGGAGAUCACGUUUCUUGUCGGUCAGUACUACCUGUUUGGAUUUGAGGUGCCUCAUUUGUUCCGCUGUGAAACAUACCCUUGCCCGACACGGACUGAUUGUUUUGUGUCUCGAGCCACCGAAAAGACCAUCUUCCUUAAUUUUAUGUUUAGCAUCAGCCUGGGUUGUUUCCUCUUGAACAUUGUGGAGCUUCACUACCUCGGCUGGAUCUACAUUUUCCGCAUGUUGUGUGCCGCCUGCUUCCUGUGCUUCAGGUCAGAGAGGGAGCUGUACCCUCAACGCAACCCUUUGUUGCUACGCCUCAGACACUCAAUGCGGAGCAGGCUGGUCCUGCAAUCGCCAACAACCACCCUGUCUCAGGAGAAGACGGGGACGACUUUGCUUUCACGCGGCCCGGCCAUCUCGUUCGAGACCGACUCUACACUUGAGUGCACCUCAAAGAGAAGCCCAGAGGAGAGGGAACGCACGAGGCUGAAAUUGGCCAACAUGGCUAGAUUUACUGGCAAAAAGUCCUGGUUAUAAUGUGUACUGAUGGUUUUUAAUUUCUCUUCUUACAUAAGCUCGUUGUACACUUCAGUUGGAGGCCCGUUUCAUCUCUUUUGGUGGCCAUAUUAACAAGUUACAGCUUUUAUAAUGCAUGGGGUGGUGCUGCGUCCCAGAAGAAGCAAUGAAAGUAGACUUUAUAGGUGCAUUACAUGCUAAAAUCAGCACUAAACAGAUAGAAAGUGCUUAAAGGAUUAGUUCACUUCUGAAUGAAAAUUUCCCGA